CCCACUCAUAGUGGCAUUGUGCUGCUCAGCUUAUCGUGGGCCAGCCUUCCCUCGUGCCCGGGAAUGAGCAAGUACAAUCACGUAAUAAAUCCAAUCAAAUGAUUGGUGUGAUUUAGAUCAAGGGGCCCGGUUGAAGUGAUUGGAGUUUCGGUGACAUGCCAACGAUAUUUACUUAUGUAAGCGUCGCAAAGACUGGAACAUGGUUCCAUGGUUUGCCGACCCCUAUGACAUAGAUCUGAUCGGCCAACGAGGUCUAGCUGUUCAGUCAUGACCUUCGCUGUAUUGUGGCGGAGUUGUUCGUCAUAUUGUCAUAUUUAUCAUCAUCAUCAUCAUCAUCCACGAGCUCCUCCGACUGGCUACGAGUCUUGAGUAUACUUAUAUGAACCAUCCCCUCUCUCUCCAAGCAGCUUGCCCGCCCUUCGCCUCGCUUGCCUGUCAUGGUUCGCAUCAUAAAGGGCGCCCUGGAAGACCUCUUUGGUGGUACUUUCGUCGGGAAUGUCUGCUCUACAUUCCUCUUUGGGAUACUCACAGUACAGGUCGUCCUUUACUACAUCCGUUUCCCUCAGGAUGGGAAAUGGAUUCGGCGAAUAGUUGGAUUUCUCUGGGUUGCCAUUGUCUUUCAAACAGUCUGUAUGACUAAAAUGAUUUGGUGGUGGCACAUCCAAAAUUAUUUCAACCCCCAAGCACUGGCAAAGCCGAAAUGGGAAUUUUCCUCGUAUCAUCUUGCUACAACGAUAGAAUCCGUUGUCGUCCAGUCUUUCUUUGUGUAUCGUAUUUGGGGUCUUUCUUCAAAUAUUUAUGUCAUCGCGCCCCUGCAAGCGCUUGUUAUCACGCAAUUUGCUUUUGCUACAACACUUUUAAUUGAGGCGGACAUAGCAUUAUCUUUCGACGAAGUCGCUCAUAAGUGGAAUUGGUUAGUUAGGGUUUGGUUAGCGAUCCAGGCAACAUGUGACGCUUUAAUAGCAAUGUUGAUGACGUUCCUACUCUGGCACCGGAAGACUGGUUUCAAAAGAACAGACAGGGCCAUCGAUACGAUGGUAUACUGGUCCGUGGCCACGGGAAGCGCGACCUGUUUUCAAUCUAUUAUAUUGAUGGGUAUCUUUUCCCACUUUGGCUUCACAUUUAGCGCCCUCGUAUUUGGAAUUACCCUUAGUUCCAUGUAUCCCAUAUCAAUGCUUACAAGCUUACACAUGCGCUCAAAAGUACGAAAGCAGCUAUCUGCACCAAGUACUAGUGAACCCCUUAAGGCAUUGCGAACGAAGGUUGUGAUUUCCCGUGAACGAGGAGAGUUCAUAGCACUGGCGCCAUACCAACCUAGUAACCUCGUGGUGAACAUCCAUCGUUCUCAGCAUAAAGACAGUCCGAGAAGUAACAUCGAUCAACUUGGUCGUGACCAGGUCUGCUUGUCAGAUGCCGAGGCCUCGACGCUACGCAAUUCCAAUUACUCUGAUGUCGAAUUUGGCUCCGCCAAAUAAUGUCAUCGGUCUCCCGCGCCACCACGAUUCUUGAAUGUUAGUCUGUGUCCACCAAAGGGCACCAAUAGGGCUCUCCAAGUUAGCCACUCCAGCGUUCCCUUCCAGUGUGCGGCGGAUUUUUUUGGGUAUGAUUGUAUAUGUAUAUAUAUUUUUAGAUUCGAGAAUAUUUGGACCCAACUUGGGCAAAUGAG
Cantharellus anzutake is the source of this 1666-nucleotide messenger RNA. RefSeq lists its product as uncharacterized. The record is from RefSeq and is a predicted model, not a curated record. Bases 438 to 1475 code for a protein of 345 amino acids. NCBI's taxonomy places the organism in Eukaryota, Fungi, Basidiomycota, Agaricomycetes, Cantharellales, Hydnaceae. The transcript is spliced from 18 exons.